AUGUACAGUUCAAUAUUUUAUUGUUAUACAACGUUAUUAUUAGUAAUUUUAAUGGCUGGGAAUUUCAAUUUACAAGUUGCUGGUUAUAUACUUUGUCACUGUGAUACAGACGACUGCCGUGCUUUUGGAUAUAAUGAAUGCAAAGCUGAAUUUUAUUGUUACAGUAUUUAUGAAUUGAGUUGGACGUCAGAUACGUCAGAUGAUCAGUUGACAAAUCGAUCAACAGAAAUUACUGGCACCUCUAUUAGCCGGGGUUGUGUAUCUGCCAGUUUUUUAACAAUGUGUACAAAAAAAGAAAUUCGACCAAAGAAACAAUUUAAUUCACCUUAUUUAAUGACACAUUGUUGUAGAGAUGCAUGGUGUAAUGCAGAAAAAGUAAAAAUCGCUCACAGUGACUGGUCAUCUAAUGAACCGAAGCGCUUUGUUCCAAAGACAGCAGAUUAUUCCCAGUAUGAAGAACAGAUAAAACCAGCUAGUUUACGACAGCAUCCACAGUUUAAACCGUCUUCAUCAUUCAUGAAUUCUGGAACCAUUGAAGGUGGUUUUCCUCAGACAAUCCCUCAAAAUUCCAAGGAAUCAAUGGAGUCCAAAGAAGGAAAUAAUGAGAUUAUAAAUUCUAAAAAACCAUUGCGACGGAAAAAUGAAAAGAGAAUACAAAGUGAUGUAACGGAGUCGAGUCAAGCAUUAUCAAACAAAUUACAUUCGCCUUAUUUAAAUCCACUAAAACCAAUGCCUUCUAAAUCUUACAGCUUGAGCGUGUUAUUAGCAAAGCCGAUUUAUGUGGCUAUGGGGAUUGCCAUAUCCAUCAUCCUAAUCGGUCUUAUAUUCCUGUCAACUGCACUACUACUUUAUCGUAAACACAAACACUUUCCUAUUACUAAUUGUCACACAACUUGUAAUUAUUCAUGUCAUAAUAAUAGAAAUACUCUAGCAUCACCUAUUAGUGAAAGAGUCAAUCAUAUAAGCGCUAUAGGAAUGUCAGAAAAUAUAAACAGCUGUCAAAAUUGGAGUCAAAUGAGUAUCGUAUAUCCAAAUAAACAUUCAAGUGAUCAACCACUUUUCUUAAAUGGUAUCAAUUCUACUGAAAGCAUAAAUCCUUCUACGGAAUAUCGAUCAUCCCCAUUAGGUCAAAUGGAUAAUAACUGGAUGAAGCCGAUCAAUAAUGUGACUUCACAAGAAUUACAGAAAAAUACCGAUGUGGGAAAGUCACUUACAUACUAUUGCACAAAUUGUUGGUGUUGUUUUCCAUACAAAGACAGUGUUAUCAUGAUUAACCACAAUCAUGACAAUCAUACAAAGAAUAAAAAUGUCAAAUCAAUAGAUAACUUAUCCCAUCUCUUUAAAAGAACACCAGUGACAACAAGUGACAGUAAUAAUAAUAAUAAUGAUACUAAUAAUAAGAGCAUUUGUAAUCCUCCUGAAGAUCAUCAACAUCACCAUCCAGUAAGAUGUGAAGAAAGUGAAGGUAGUUUAAAUACAGAAAAUCAAAAAUAUGAUCCAAGCAGUAUAUCUACACCAUUAUUUAGCAUACAUUCAGUAUCAACACAACAAAUACAAGAUUUAGUGGAUUAUAAAAUGUUGAACUCCAACAAUAUCAACAAUUAUGAACAACAAUAA
Trichobilharzia szidati is the source of this 1617-nucleotide messenger RNA. Lineage: Eukaryota; Metazoa; Platyhelminthes; Trematoda; Strigeidida; Schistosomatidae. The record is from the annotation of a GenBank genome assembly.